AAAUCACACUACUGCGAGUCCUACCUCCUACUCAGCGGCCUCACAACCAAACAUGACAGGCAGAGCAUCUUCAUCAGGCCAGCCCUGCUACAUUGGUAUCGAUGUCGGCACAGGCUCAGCGCGAGCCAUCCUCCUUGACGCAGCGGGAGAGACGCUCUCCUCGUAUGCUCAGGCCACCAAAACUUUCCGCACUCCCGCCGAUUCCCGCAUCUUCCAGCAGUCAACGCAGGACAUUUGGUCUGCCAUCUGUUUGUGCGUGAAGAAGUGCCUGAGUGAGGCGCAGGUGGACAAGAGUAGAGUCAAGGGUGUAGGCUUCGACGCGACGUGCAGUUUGGCAGUGGUAGAUACGGAGGGGAAAGAGAUCGAUGUCACCCCUAAUGGCAUGACAUUAGCCGGAGCGGGCGGCGAAGUGGUGCCCAACAUCAUCCUGUGGGCGGAUCACCGCGCCGAGGAGGAGGCCAGCGCAAUCAACAAAACUGGCCAUAAAGUUCUCGAGUACGUCGGCGGAACCAUGUCGCUCGAGAUGGAGAUUCCCAAGACGCUCUGGCUCAAGAAGCAUCUCGAGCCCUCCCUCUUCUCCCGCUGUCAAUUCUUCGACCUCCCCGACUACCUCACAUACAAGGCUACCGCCUCCCCUGCGCGCUCAACCUGCUCCUUAGUCUGCAAGACCUCUUACCUUCCACCUGGAGUCGCUGGCUCGACUAUCGGAUGGUCGGAGGACUUUCUCUCCACCAUUGGUCUGGGUUCGCUAGCCGAGACUGACUAUGCGCAGCUUGGCGGCAUUCCUGGGAAGAAUGGCCUCAUUCUCACUGCAGGCCAGCCAGUCGGUGCUGGCCUCACCGAUCAGGCAGCGGAGGAGCUUGGGCUUCUACCUGGCACAGCAGUCGGUUCAGGUUUGAUCGACGCGUAUGCCGGCUGGGUCGGCACGGUAGCGGCGCCGGCCAGUAACGAGCCCGAAAGUCAAAAGGUCAGCGUCGGUGGUUCAAAGCAUCGCUUGGCUGCGAUCGCUGGUACCUCGACCUGCUACUGCGUUCAGAGCGAAGGAGAGCAAGGCGUCUUCGUCGAGGGAGUCUGGGGUCCUUACAAAGACGUCGUCUUCCCCGGCUUCUGGCAGAAUGAGGGCGGCCAGUCCUCGACUGGACAGCUGAUCGACUUUACCAUCGAGACGCAUCCAGCUACACCUCAGCUCAAGCUGCAGGCAGAAAAGGAAGGGACCAACCUAUUCUCGCUCCUGGACGAGAUCCUCGUCUCCCUGCAAAAGCGUCUCGGCGUGCCUACACUGAUACAUCUGACCAAGCACCUCCAUCUGUACCCGGACCUGCACGGCAAUCGCUCUCCCUUGGCAGACUCGUCAAUGAAGGGUCUCAUCUCCGGCCUGACGCUCUCGUCUGGCCCGGAAGACUUAGCGCUGAAGUAUCUCGCGACACUAGAAGCGAUUGCUCUUCAGACGCGACAGAUCGUCGAGAAGAUGAACAAGAGCGGUCACGAAAUUGACAGUAUCUUUAUGAGCGGCAGUCAAGCCAAGAAUGCAACCCUCAUGCAACUGCUAGCGGACGGUUGCAAUGUUAAAGUGCUGAUUCCCGAAGGUGGUGGAAGCACUGCCGUUGUCAAGGGAGCUGCUAUCCUGGGCAGGUUCGCGUCCGAAGUGGCCGAAGAGGUCAAAAGUCUCACGUCGCAGGAGCAGGCCAAUGAGCUUGGGUGGAGCAAGAGGGAUAGGCUAUGGCAGAUGAUGGUUGAGAUGACAAAGGAGGGCUACUUCCUAUACCCUCGAGCAACGGGCAGCGAGAAGAAGCUUCUCGAUGCCAAAUACCAGAUCUUCCUUGAGUCGAUAGAUGUCCAGAGGCGUUGGAAAAAGUUGACCGAAGAAGCCAUUGUCUCAUAGAGCUGGCCGAAGUUGCAUCCACCACUGCCAUCCCAUGUACGCAAUAAAACUCGCUCUGCGAGUCAUAGACUUUCACACAAUGAUGUUGUCUCUUCGUGAGAGCGUGCUGCAAGCA
Molecule: messenger RNA, 1997 nt
Organism: Microstroma glucosiphilum
Lineage: Eukaryota; Fungi; Basidiomycota; Exobasidiomycetes; Microstromatales; Microstromataceae
Product: Pentulose kinase
Exons: 3
Coding region: 53-1882 (609 amino acids)
Biological process (GO): carbohydrate metabolic process
Molecular function (GO): phosphotransferase activity, alcohol group as acceptor; kinase activity
Source: RefSeq, a predicted model, not a curated record